Molecule: messenger RNA, 3917 nt
Organism: Erinaceus europaeus (western European hedgehog)
Lineage: Eukaryota; Metazoa; Chordata; Mammalia; Eulipotyphla; Erinaceidae
Gene: GOSR2
Product: golgi SNAP receptor complex member 2
Exons: 6
Coding region: 290-1063 (257 amino acids)
Biological process (GO): intra-Golgi vesicle-mediated transport; vesicle fusion
Cellular component (GO): ER to Golgi transport vesicle membrane; SNARE complex; Golgi apparatus
Molecular function (GO): SNARE binding; SNAP receptor activity
Source: RefSeq, a predicted model, not a curated record
UCGGGUCACGGGCAAGGACCAAGGGCGACGCCAGACCCGGGCUGGAGCCUCGGCCUUAUGCCAGUGUUUCGGGGGCUGGGGGCAGCUUUCGAUCCGAGCGCUGCCGGGGACAGGUCGGAAGUGCUAAAUUCCUGGCAGGACGCCCAGGUUCGCGCUGGACGGAGAGGGUCCGGCCUGGGGCGGCGAAAGUUGGGCCAGAUGGCUCCUGGGGUCUUCGAGGCCAUGAACACCUACUGGGUGACUAGGUGAAGGGAAAGUCGCAUCCACAAGUUGUAAGACCAGUUGUAAAAUGCUCCGGGUCGAUGGAGCUCGUGGGGAGACAGGACCCCUGGACGUCAUUAGUUGUGUGGUCAGAGCACGUACGAAAAAUGUGGCUAACAUCUGGCGGCAUGGACUGCAGAGUGAACGAGUAGUGCAAACAGCAGCUCAUCAAGCAGUUGACAAAGAUCCCGAGCAGAUCCAUGAGAUCCAGUCUAACAUGGGCCGCCUGGAAACAGCAGACAAGCAGUCUGUGCACUUAGUGGAAAAUGAAAUCCAAGCAACUAUAGACCAGAUAUUCAGCCAUCUAGAACGUUUGGAGAUUUUGUCCAGCAAGGAGCCCCCUAACAAAAGACAGAAUGCAAAACUUCGUGUCGAGCAGCUAAAGUAUGAUAUCCAGCACCUACAGACAGCUCUCAGAAACUUCCAGCACCGGCGAUACACAAGAGAGCAGCAGGAGAGACAGCGAGAGGAGCUCCUGUCUCGAACCUUCACCACCAACGACUCUGACACCACCAUUCCAAUGGAUGAAUCACUACAGUUUAACUCCUCCCUCCAGAAAAUCCACCACGGCAUGGAUGACCUCAUUGGAGGCGGACACAAUAUUCUGGAGGGGCUAAGGGCUCAGAGACUGACUUUGAAGGGGACUCAAAAGAAGAUCCUUGACAUUGCUAAUAUGCUGGGCUUGUCUAACACAGUGAUGAGGCUCAUUGAGAAACGGGCUUUCCAGGACAAGUACUUCAUGAUCGGCGGGAUGCUGCUCACCUGUGUGAUCAUGUUCCUCGUAGUGCAGUACCUGACAUGAGCCAGCCAGGUCCAGCUGCUUAACAGCAUUCCCUCUGUAUGAGAGUGUGUGUGUGAGUGAAUGUAUAUGAAAGAGGGGGCCCAGAGGCUGUCUUUUGAAAUGUAUGCCUGUCCUAACUGUAAAAACCACUCAGAAGCAACUGUAAUCAGGAGCCUACUAGGAAUCUCAUACCUCUUGUUUUCUAUGACAUCUUGGAGGAGAAGCUAGUACCACCAAGACGAACAGUGCUUAGGACAUGAAAAAGGUUCCUGUUUUCUCUCCCUUUCACUGGAAAAUGAAGUACUGUGAGGGAGAAAGGGAAGGGAAAAGCAACUUCACUGGUUUUGUCCACGGAACUGGUGCACAUCUGCAGAAGGCCUCCAGAUUAGUCUUAUAUUCAGUGCCGUCCACACUUUGUUAUCAACCUUUCUGACUCUUAAUGGAGAGGCUAAUGUGAGCUAAGAGAAGUGGUAGAAAGAGAGACAUUGUCGUUCAGUACCCAGGAUGAUAGAAAUAGCCAUCUCCCCUCCCUUCUGCCAAAAUGACACUCUAGGACUUGUCAUCUUUCCCUGGAAAAGCAGUGAGCUAUCUGGACGGAAGCAAAGACUGUCGCUGACAAUGAGUAAGAUUUUGUACAUUACAGUUAUUGGAUGUUUCUCCUUUUAAAAGUUAGGCCAGUUUACUCUGAAUGUUUGAUCUUGAAACUAAAAACCCUAGCCAUUUUUUUUGUUUUGUUGUUGCUUUUUUUCCUCCUCCUUUCUCCUUCCUCCUCUUCCUCCUCCUCCUCCAUUGACUGGUGAGGUUUUAACAUUCGAAGACUACAGUCUGGCACCCAUGCUCAGGCUUUGGUCUUUUCCCCUUGGAAAAUAUCUGUGAACAUAGGUUAGUGGUUUGCCAUUUCUAACAUCAUCUCUAGUUUUAGCAUUUCAAACUCUUUGCUCCCUUUCUUUCCUUAACAUAUAUUAGCAGCUGCCAGCCGAGCCCUGUUCAUUAAGGCAGUGUGAGCAGAUACUACCCUCAAGACAUUCCUGCUGUGUGCUUGUGAGACUGUUUUCAGGAAGCAGGACUGUUUCCUUCUUGAGAUCACCAACCAUAUUAAGGCUGUCCCAAUAACUGGUAUAUGGUGGAAUUGAUUAUAAGGCCAGUCUGGCUGAAAACAGGAUAAAGACCUGGGUAGUACAUACAUGCAUACACAUAUUCUCUCUCUCUCUCUUGCCCUAUUAUUAAACCUAGACUCAGUCACCUCAUGGCAAAACAUGAAAUAACACAAUUUUUUUCAGAACUGAAAGCUUGGUCAGUAUUAAACCCCCAUUUUUGUGGUUUUCUUACCUCAGCUUAUACUGUCUUUCUUUCUGUCUUUUGUUUUCAUUUGAACUACAUCUGACUUGUUAAAAACUACUUCUGUUCUUUCCCGUCCCAUCUCUGUGGGUUCCAUUUUCCACCUCUUCUAUUUGCUUCCCACCUGUUUCUGUAGCAGUCUUGGUAUUUCCAGGAACAUCUGUAAUAUAGCUCCUCUCUGGGUGGAUGUUUGCCACUGAUUUUUUUUUUUUUUUUACAUAACUUUUCUAGGUACUCAUUUCACACUUUUGGUGGGAUUUCCAUUGCUCUUAUCUCACUGGACUAAACAGGCCUUUGGUUUCCAAGAAAGAGAAAAAUCUAUGAUCCCUUCAUAAAAGGAUUGAGCGUCAUUUGGGAGCAAAACUGGCAGCCUGAAGGGUGGACAAAGGGAUUGAGGCAUCUCAAAAAUCUAGAUCUAACUGGGAAAGUAGUUUGAAAUUUCCUUUACACCAGAACCCUUACCAUCCCAGGAACCUAGUGCAAGGCACUUAGCAAUCCAUACAAUGAUGCCUCCCCCCCCCCCCACCCCCAACACACACACAAAUUCUCUUAACUGGGUGCCUAAGGGUCUUUUAGACAUCACCCUGUGUGUGGAUUAAGGUGUGCAAGGAGCAUCCAAGUCAUCUGAUCUUGAACAACACAUUACAAGCAGAGGCAGACACUCUACUACCCUCCCUAGGCUGCUGUGAUAACGAUUUGUAGUGUAUGCCUGUGACUUUUAACACUAGCCCUCUCAUAGUGACUGUUGGCUUCGAACCAGAAGUUCAUUCUUCCAUACUGCUCUUUCAAUGUUUUCUCCACUUCAUAAUAAAAAUUGCGGAAGCAACUUGUGGGUCUUUACCACUGAGAGAGACCAGUGCUUACAGUGUCUGGAGGUGUUGGGACACAGUCUUUAGACUGCCUUCCCUCUUGCAAGCUUUCAGUGUCCCUAGAGAAAAACAACUUGACUGAAACUAGGUACUACUGUCUCCACAUCCUUAAAAUGUAGGGAAAGGUCCCAGCCCAGUGAAGAAGUACCCUGUAGUGAGUGUCUUCAUUAGAAGACAAUCUCUGUGGCAUGAUACAGGAGGUUGGUGAGCCUCCUGUAUUCUGGCUUAAGAAGAGUAUGACUUCAGAUAACUUCAGAGCAUCUUCAAGAAUUUGGGAAUAUCAUCCUUCCUUGGAAGUUUACUCCAGGUGUGACCACUUUAAGAAAAGCCAGAGGGCAGGGGUAGGUAGCAUAAUAUUUAUGCAAAGAGACUCUCAUGCCUGAGGCUCUGAAGUCCCAGGUUCAAUCCCCCACACCACCGUAAACCAGAGCUUGAGCAGUAAAAACUAAUAAAUUAAAAAGAAAGAAAGAAAAAAAGAAAGAAAAGCCAGAAAGAACUCACAGACCAAGUAAUUGAAGAGUAUUGAUUUUAUAAAAGGGUUCACUGUUGGUCCCCCCCAACUCCUGUUGUAAUGAAUUAUAAUUUGAAAGUUGGAUUUAUCCUUACUGUUUAUUUGAAGGACAUCAGUUGAAUGAAUAAAAUUGAAAUUUGUUUUGUUUAGAAAACUA